Molecule: messenger RNA, 1413 nt
Organism: Talaromyces stipitatus ATCC 10500
Lineage: Eukaryota; Fungi; Ascomycota; Eurotiomycetes; Eurotiales; Trichocomaceae
Product: MFS monocarboxylate transporter, putative
Exons: 2
Coding region: 1-1413 (470 amino acids)
Biological process (GO): transmembrane transport
Cellular component (GO): fungal-type vacuole membrane
Molecular function (GO): transmembrane transporter activity
Source: RefSeq, a predicted model, not a curated record
AUGGGCAAAAGCGGGGUGAAUGAGGUGACAGAUGAGUCUGUGCCUAGACAAGGUUCUACAGUUGAGAGGGAUGUCGAUAAUGUCGUUGGAGAUCUUGACGGUGACGAGCAACAAAAUCAAGACGAAUCCACCUCUGAGAAGGAACAGAAUGACAUGAUGCACUCCAUAACCCGCAUCUCAACCGAUCCCUACGGCAACACCUAUCCCGAAGGUGGUCUCGAAGCCUGGCUCGUCGUCCUAGGCAGCUUUCUCGGACUAUUCGGCGCUAUGGGCCUCGUCAACACAAUCGGCACAUUCCAAACAUACAUCUCAACGCACCAACUCCAAACUUAUGAUUCCGGUACCAUUGGCUGGAUAUUUGGUAUCUAUGCCUGUCUCACUUUCUUUUGUGGACUACAGAUCGGUCCUGUGUUUGAUGCCAAGGGCCCACGGUGGCUUGUUCUUUCGGGUUCGGUGUUGAUACUGGUGUCGACGAUUGUGUUGGGGUUUUGUCAGAGGUAUUGGCAUUUCAUGCUUGUGCUAGGCGUGCUUAUGGGUAUUGGCACAUCGCUUAUAUUCACGCCCUCCAUCGCGGCAGUGGGUCAUUUCUUUUACGAGCGCAGAGGUGAAGCAACGGGUAUAGCUGCCAUGGGUGGUUCAGUCGGCGGCGUCGUUUUUCCCUUGGUCCUUGAAGCGUUGUUCCCCAAAAUCGGGUUUGCGUGGGCUACAAGAGUGAUUGCGUUGUUUUGUUUGGUGUCCCUGGGGAUGGCGUGUAUAUUGAUUCGAUCUCGGCUACCCCCUAAGCCGGCUUCGAAGGAGAAUAUUUUACCUGAUUUUCGAAUCUUUCGUGAUCCUAUAUUCACGCUUACCACGGCAGGGGUGUUUUUGAUUGAAUGGGGGUUAUUUGUUCCCGUGACAUACAUCUCUUCUUAUGCAUUAGCGGAACGGUUCUCGCCGAGUUUCUCCUAUCAAAUCCUGGCUAUUCUAAACGCUGGUUCUGCGUUUGGGAGAUGGUUACCAGGAUAUAUUGCAGAUUACCUUGGUCGAUUCAACACCAUGAUUCUUGCUUGUCUGGGCUGUUUGGUAACUACCGCCUGUCUCUGGUUACCUGCCGGCAGCAGUUUGGCAUUGUUGAUUGUGUAUUCGGUUUUGUUUGGAUUUUUUAGCGGAAGUAAUAUCAGUUUGACCCCGGUUUGUGUGGGUCAGCUGUGUAAGACGGAGCAUUAUGGGAGGUAUUAUGCUACUGCUUAUACGAUUGUUAGUUUGGGAACAUUAACUGGCGUCCCGAUCGCAGGUGAGAUUCUGUCUAGAUGUAGUGGUCACUACUGGGGUCUUAUUGCAUUUGUGGCGUGUUGUUAUUUCAGUGGAGCAAUUGCAUUUACGACUGCAAAGUUGCUCAAGGUAGGAUGGAGACAUCCUUGGGUUGUUUUUUAG